Molecule: messenger RNA, 1164 nt
Organism: Prunus avium (sweet cherry)
Lineage: Eukaryota; Viridiplantae; Streptophyta; Magnoliopsida; Rosales; Rosaceae
Product: Metallo-hydrolase/oxidoreductase superfamily protein
Source: RefSeq, a predicted model, not a curated record
UAAUAAAGUAAUAAACUAUGCACUUCAAUCGCUCUCCAAAUUCGCGGGAAGGCCAUGGCUGUUGGUCAGUGCAGCUCACUUCUCUGGUCGUGCAGACCAUGCACGCCGAGAAUACCUUUAUUCCCUUUCGCGCCCUCUCCCAUUCUUUCGACUCUUAGCCCCACUCCCAUUCGCGCAAAUUCCAAACAAUUGAGGCUUUCAACUGCCAGGAUUGGUAGGGUUGUUUCUGCUGUGGUUUCUGAGGAAAGCGCAAUUCAGUCGAGUUUCGCCGGCACUGAUGGGUUCAAACUCACUUACUUGGAGGGGAAUAGUUGGUUGUGGGAUGUGGGUGGGUUGAAAAUAUUGGUCGAUCCAAUCUUGGUGGGUAAUUUGGAUUUUGGGAUCCCCUGGCUUUAUGAUGCUGCCAAGAAGUUUUUGAAGAAUUUCCAGCUAAGUGAUCUUCCAGAAGUUGAUUGUUUACUAAUCACACAAAGCCUCGAUGAUCACUGCCAUUUGAAGACUUUAAAGCCGCUUUCUGAAAAGUACCUGAAUCUUAGAGUAAUAGCUACACCCAAUGCUCAGACAUUGUUGGAUCCCCUUUUCAGCAAUGUCACAUAUAUGGAACCUGGUCAGAGCUCCAUAAUUGAAGCAAGAAGUGGUUCUACAGUCAAAGUACAGGCCACUGCAGGGCCUGUUCUUGGUCCUCCUUGGCAGCGCCCUGAAAAUGGAUAUCUUGUCAGUUCUCCACAAGGGAAAUUUACUCUUUACUAUGAACCCCAUUGUGUAUACAACAAGAGUUCAGUGGAGAAGGAAAGGGCUGACAUUGUCAUCACGCCGGUCAUAAAGCAGCUUCUGCCUAAAUUUACUUUGGUGUCUGGACAAGAAGAUGCAGUUGAACUUGCAAAGCUGCUGCAUGCCAAGUUCAUUGUCCCGAUGACAAACGGAGACUUGGAUAGCAAAGGGCUUCUUGCUAGUUUAGUUCAGGCUGAAGGAACAAUAGAAUCAUUCAAGGAACUUUUGUCCAAGGAAUUACCAGAUGCGCAGGUACUGCAGCCUACUCCUGGUGUACCUCUAGAGAUCCCGCCACUUUCCAACCUCCCAUAAUUUGUUUUUGCAGAUACACAGAAACUGUAGCUCCUUGAAAAUAUGUACAUCUUUAUCAAAUCAAAUUUGUAAUUUGCCAAA